This is a messenger RNA of Filobasidium floriforme, 1437 nucleotides long. RefSeq lists its product as uncharacterized. Lineage: Eukaryota; Fungi; Basidiomycota; Tremellomycetes; Filobasidiales; Filobasidiaceae. The record is from RefSeq and is a predicted model, not a curated record. The transcript is spliced from 4 exons. Bases 1 to 1437 code for a protein of 478 amino acids.
AUGGAUUACUGGACUACCACCGGUGGUCUCGCCCUCGGGAUCCCCAUCUCGUUCGGGCUGGGAGCGAUCGUUCAAUUGACCAGGUGGCGCGCAGCCAAACUGGCACAGCCUAUCGACAACGCUGCUGAUGUCGACCAAGACGCUCUCAAGAAGGAGAGAUUGGCUCGAGACGAGGUCAAGAGCCCCAAGACCAAGCUUGCUGUCAUGGCUGUUUGCUUUGCCUUGUACAUGGGCAUCGUCUGCAACAUGGAUCGCCUAUGUACAAGCUCGGUCAAGCUGGGUGUUUGGGGAACCAUGGCCUGCUUGUUAAUCACCCUUCACGUCGCCGGUCAAUUCACACAGAUCGCUGGUGUCACCGAGAGCGCUCUAGCGAGGCAUUCGAACAAAGAGACUCGAUACAAGGAGAUUAUCCCUUCUUUGCCAAAGGUUCUCAUGACCACGGUUCUCGCGCUCGCCUUGGCUUCCCUGGCUGCUUUCAUCCCCUUCAUCGCUCCGGGUAACAACAUGGCAUCUAUGGCCGCCUUUACCUUCAUCGCCGCCACAGUUCCUUAUAGGACUAUGACCCAGAUAGCCGGGGGUCGUAUCACCAACCAGAGUGCCCCCCUCAAAUGGAGGUUAUUCGGGAUGAGCGCCAUGGUCGUCGGUGUGCUCGGGUUGGCGACCCUCUUCUUUGCGAUCGUCUCCGCUUUCGCCAUCGUCUUCCCCGGCAACGACUCCGAGUCCAAUCCCAAGCCCAAGAAGGAGGAGGAUCCGGCUUUCCUCAAGGCGUUCAUGACGAUCAUGAUCCACGCAUUCAUGAGUUUCCAGUGCUGCACCCUUUUCGGAUCCAUCGGUGGAAUGCUCCUACCCGUCUACCGAGUCGAUUGGGUCUUGUCCAACAAGAGGAACGCCGGGCCGGUGGAACUCGAAGACGAUUCGAGCAUCGAGAGGGAAAAGGAGAUCUUCUCCGAGACCCGUGCAAUCUCUGCCGAGUUUGACGAGCUCGACAAGAAGGACCUCGGCCAGCUCGUCCUCGUCCCUUCCUUUGCUCGGUUGAUCCGACGAAGCCAGAUCGGGCACUUCCUCGCCAAACCCGUUUACACUACCACGGCUCUGGUCACCAUCAUCAUGACCCUGUUCGGUUGUACUUGGAUGGGCAAGAGGAUCGUCGAGAUCGUGAAGCCAUCCGGUUUCUCCGACAACGCGGGAACCGCCAUCAUGUCCAACUUUGCCGCCCUCGCUCUCACCCCUUUCAUCGUCACCCCGGUCCUCGCCAUCGUCUCUGGUAUCAGAGGCGACUUCAACCUCCUCUUCAACCACCGAGCCGACUGGGGAGCUCACUCUACCAGCCAGGGAGAAGGAGAAGAGGCUGUCGAGCGUCUGCUCGGAUCUGCCAGUGAGGGAGAGGAGGACGAUGAGAAGACCGAGUUGAUCAAGAAGGACGCUAUUGUUGCUUAA